AUGCUUGCAGCGCCGGAAGUUGUAUUUUGCGAUAAUCUCGCGAGAGUUGCUUGUGCAGGAAGCGCGAACGUGUAGGGGUUGUUUAUAUUUUUUUAGUCCAUCGUGGUGAGAGCAAAUGUGAUAUUUACAACAAACGAAAGCGGAUAAUAACCCUUCUGAUAUGAGUAGCCUAUUUGUUUGCGAGGAACCAAAAACAUGGAGGAAGGUGUAUGACAAGUACUGGAAUGUGGUCGAGGCUAAAGCCCAAGGAAAGAAAACGGGGAACCUGCUUAAACUUGACAAAUGGUUCCAAGAGGAGCUUCCCGCUCAGAUUUCAAGUCGAGCAGAAAAAUACAUCACUCUUUCCGAGCUGGUGAAACUAAUGCAGUGGAAGCUGACUAGAGGGAAGUUCAGGCCCAGGCUACAGCAGUUGGUGGCGUCCAACAGCGAGGAUACGGUGGAGAAAUGUUCCAGAAAGGCUUUUAGCCUCCUGCCUGAUGUCCAGGCAGCGAUUGCAGAACUUAGUUCCCUGAAAGGAGUUGGCCCUGCUACUGCUUCAGCCGUGUUGGCUGCAGGAGCUCCAGAACAGACUGCAUUCAUGUCUGAUGAAGCCAUGGAGAGUGUGCCAGGACUGCAGCCGAUCCAGUACACAGCCAAGAACUACGCUCUGUACCUGAGCAAGAUCGUUGAACGGUCUAAAAAACUAAACAAAGUGGAUCCACAGCAGGACUGGACGCCUCAAAGGCUGGAGUUGUGUUUGUGGGCGAUGACCAUAGCUACAAAACAGCAGUUGGGGCUUUUUGAAGAAUUAAAAGUGAAAAACAAAAAAACACAGGAAGAAACCUCGGAUUCUGAUGGUGAACACAAAGCAAAGAAGCUCAAAUCGGUCUAAAUUUGUUCACUGAUAUAUAACGACUUCUAUUGAAGAGAUUUAUUUUAUAUUAAUUAAAGUCUGUAUUAAAACAAAUCUGAUCAUUCAGUGAUUUUUUUUUUUUUUUAUUUCCCAU
Molecule: messenger RNA, 986 nt
Organism: Oryzias melastigma (Indian medaka)
Lineage: Eukaryota; Metazoa; Chordata; Actinopteri; Beloniformes; Adrianichthyidae
Exons: 6
Coding region: 161-871 (236 amino acids)
Molecular function (GO): DNA binding
Source: RefSeq, a predicted model, not a curated record